CGUAUGACACUAUACACGUAUGACGCCGCACACGCGUGUUGCAGGGGAGCUGCCCAUGGAGGAGCUGCUGCAGAAAUACGCCGGGGCCUUCAAUGAUUCCGACUGCGAGUCAGCGCCCGCGGCCAGCAGCACCAGAUCCGACUCCCUGGCAGCCGACAGCGACGACGACGAAGAGGAAGAAGACGAAGAUGAAGAAGAGGAAGAGGACGAAGAAGAGGAGGAAGAGGAAGAGGAAGAAGAGGAGGAAGAAGAAGAGGAGGAGGAAGACGACGACGACGAGGCCGAAGCUCCGCCCCCCCCCCCCCCCCCCCCCCCCCCCCCACUCCCCAAGAAGGAGAUCAGCGACAUCGCGGCUGCGGCCGAGAGCCUGCAGCCCAAGGGGUACACGCUGGCCACCACGCAGGUGAAGACCCCGAUCCCGCACCUGCUGCGUGGGACGUUACGCGAGUACCAGCACAUUGGGCUGGACUGGCUGGUCACCAUGUACGAGAAGAAGCUCAACGGGAUCCUGGCCGAUGAAAUGGGGCUGGGCAAAACCAUCCAGACCAUCUCACUGCUCGCACACCUCGCCUGCGAGAAGG
Molecule: messenger RNA, 581 nt
Organism: Coturnix japonica (Japanese quail)
Lineage: Eukaryota; Metazoa; Chordata; Aves; Galliformes; Phasianidae
Source: RefSeq, a predicted model, not a curated record